GUCAGUUUCAUGAAAGUAUAUUUUUUGGUAAACAAAUUAAGUCUAGUUAAUUGGAGGUUGUCAUGGUGCGGCAUGAGGCGCUUCACAAAGACGUUCUUGGCCCUUCUGGCAGUCACAAGCUUGCUGAUGGGAGGACUUUACCUCAGCUCCUUCUCCUCGCUCGCCAGUAGUGGUUUUGGUCUAGUAAACAAAGCAAGAAAACCAGCAUUUCCUGGAAACUCAAUGGUCGUUGAAAGCAGUUUUAACACAGAGAUGAAAAAACGGGUAAACACUUUGCGCCAAGAAUGCAACAGACUUCAGGCGAAUGGCUCCAGCUUCCAAUCCAUAGAGAAAUCCAAAUUAGAUCAUAUAAUCGUAGAUGACAGGUACCAGACUUUGUACUGCUAUGUACCCAAGGUUGCGUGUACAAACUUGAAGCGUGUGUUCCUACUUCUUACGGGUAAAAUGAAUGUGACCAAUCCUCUGGAGCUACCAGCAGGUGAUGUUCAUGGCUCUUACGAUACAUAUUUACGAUAUCUUGAUUCAUUCCCUGCUGCAGGAGUCAAAUAUAGACUAAACAACUACAAAAAAAUUAUGUUUGUUCGAGAACCCCUUGAGAGAUUGUUGUCUGCUUACAGAAAUAAGUUUAUGCAGAGGGGUAAUGAGUAUUUUAAAGAAAAAUUUGGAAAGAAGAUUGUGAAGCUGUAUCGUGAAAAUCCAAGUAAUCUUUCCCUGGAGAAGGGUCAUGAUGUUGAAUUCCCUGAGUUUGUGCAAUAUUUUGUGGAUCCAAAGACCCUGAAAACGAGAUACAAUGAGCACUGGGCUCCUUUCUUUGAUUUGUGCCACCCUUGUCAUUUGAAGUACAAUUUCAUCGGAAAGUAUGAAACAAUAGACGAGGAUGUGGCCGGACUCCUGAAAAUCCUGAAAGCAGACCGCCUGAUACAUUUUCCUGACCGGGGAGACUCGUAUAAAACCAAGAAAACCGAAGAUAUCCUCACCAAGUUCUAUGAGGGUAUUCAGCCACAUUUAGUGGAGAAAAUUAUCCAGAUAUAUGCCAAAGAUUAUAAUUUGUUCGGAUAUGAACAACCAAUGUAGACAAAAUGUUCAGGUCUUGAUUUACUGCUGUAUAAAAAAACGUGUUUUUUAAAGCCGCACUCUCACAGAUUCAAUGUCUUGACAACAUUUUUUUGUUUUCGAACGAGUAACUUUUUGCCAAAAUGCAUCGAAACCAGUGAUAAAAGACUGCUUGCAAAAAAAUCAGAUCGCAGGUUUUCAUAUUUAUGGUCAAAAUUUUUUAAUGCAUUUUUCUUAAAGCAUUAGUAAUGCUUUUUAAUAGCCAUAAAUCAUUAAUUUUUUAAUGUUAAUAUGAAAAAAUGUGAUCUGAUUUGUCAGCAGUCUUGUAUCACUGGUUUUCAGAUAUUUAAGCGAAAAUUGGCUCAUUCCAAGACCAAAAAAGAAAAAGUUGUCAAAACAGUAAAUCUGUGAGAGUGCAGCUUCAAACUUCUUUUACUUGUAUGAUUUUGUUCAUCAUGAUAAACUGCAUUUAGCAUUUGUCGCAUAUCCAUGAUAUCAUAAAAUUUGCAUUUUUAAUAUAUUUUACACAUAUGACAGUUUAUUGAUUAAUUUGUCUUUUAAUAUAUGUUUUACAUUAAACUCACACAAUUAUUUUAAACUCCCUCAUAGUAUAUUAAGUAAGUACUUCAUUGAGUUUAUAAUCUAGAUUUUUUUUACAAGUUAAUUAAUUAUAUAAAAUGAAAAAUAAAUUUCUAGUCCAAUAUUUAGUAUCAUUAUGUUAAUUAACAUUUCCUGAUCUAUUAAAAAUGUAUAUUAUACAUACAGUCAAACUCUAUUGGCUCGAAAUCACUUGGCUUGAAUUUCUUGUUGGCUCGAACCGGAUGUAAAGGACAAAUUUCUAUGUACUGAAAUAAGCAUUCCUGGUUGGCUUGAAUUUUCUGAGGCUUAAUGUAUAAUUGCCGGUCCCUGGGAGUUUGAGCCAACAGGGUUCCAUUGUACUCCCAUUAAUUUUUUUAUAAUAAUUCUAUUAUUAUUAUUAUAUAAUAUAUGAUAUUAUAUUUUUUAUUGUAUAUUCAUUCCAAGAUGAUCAAGUACCGGUUGAAAAUUAGAAAGGCACAAAAUGUACAAUUAGUUUUUCCAUUAACUUUGCCUAUAGUUUUUUCUAAAAAUAAAUAAAUUCAUAAGCCCAUAUGGCAUCAGUAAGUUAAGACACACUUAUGUGGUUUUCUCCUUACAUGUAUUUUGUUACUGUGCAUAGACAAAUUUUUGUACAAUGUUUUGAAAUUUUGAGAAGCUAGCCUUGGUCUCUUUAUUUUUUCUUUAAAUAAGCAAAGUAUUUUGAUAAUUGUCUAUCAAGGUAGUUUAGAGAAGGAAUUUCCCCUUCCCUGCAAUGGUGCAUGUAUAUGGUUCUUUUCCUAGGCAACUAAAAUAUUUCAAGUCUGUCAAUAGAUUUAUAUGAGGGAGAAGUAUAAGGAAAUAUUGCUAGGGCCAAAAACAUUUUUUUAUUAGGCUUUAUAUUAAAUCGUAAUCGUCAUCAUUGGAGAAUGGUGUUAAAGGAAUCUUCUGUAUAAAGCUUCAAAGGUUUUAAACUAUAUAUAAAAACAGACUAAGUUUUAAAUGUUUUUUUUAUCAACUGAUUAUAAAAAAAGUAGGGUCUGCCCCUAUUUUGAUAGGGUCUGGUAACCCAAACAAAAUGUAUUUUUUAGGCCUAUCCAAAACAAUUUCUUGUGAAUGGCAUUGAAAUCAAAAUAAAUUAUUUUACCUGUGAUUGAAAAAUGGUAUAAAUCUAGAGUAUAUAUCACAAUAGAAUGAUUAAAAACAGUUUAAAGGUAUAAUUAUUUAAUUUUAUUUUUAAACGCUUCCAUUUUUGUAAAUUAUUUCUUAAUUCUACUGCUGAUUUGUAAGUUUGUUUAUUUCUAUUUUAACUGUUUAGGGCUAUUCCAUUUAAACCUAUAACCCCUACAGAAGAAAAUUUACCUUCUUGGGGUCCAAAUUAGCAUACCCAGGUAUGAGACACCCACCCAUAUACGGUACUAUUUAAAUAAUUGCCUUCCUCCAGGGGGUUAUAUGUUUUACUGGAAUAGCCCUUAGUACAAUUUGUUAGAUGUUACAUUAACUGUAUAUGAAAUUAAUUUUUCACUAAUGAUCUAUCUGAUGUUUGUUGAUCAUAUGUGUGUGUUCUGUUUUGAAAUUAUUGUUUUAUACCAAAUGUUUGUCCAGAUCUGCAUUGAAAAAAUUGGGUAUUUUGUCUGUGAUUUUUUAUCAAUAGUUUUACUAUUUCCACCUUUUGUCCACUGUUUUGCCAUUAUUAAAAAACCAAAAUAACUACAAAUACAAUAAUUUUUAAAUGUUAUUAUCUAAUAUUGAAAUGAAUUUAAUGAGGGGCUUAUUCUUAAAAUUUCUUAAGUCAUUUCCUAACUUAAUUCCCAUUGAUCUUACUGAAAAAAAACAUACAUUGAUGUUAAAAACACUUAAACAUUUCUUUUAAUUUGACGAUGAAAAUGUUAAGAAAUCAACUUAAGUUAGAAAAUGACUUAAGAUGCUUUAUGAAUAUGACCUCUGGCCCUUUGAAAUUUUGAAAAAUUUCGAGCCAUUAUUUUGACCAAUCCCAAUGCAGUGUACCACCAUAUCAUCCUUUACACAUUUGUGUGGGGAAUUAAAAUUGUGCCUUGUCAAACAACAUACGGCUUAAUCAGGUUUCAUUUUCAUGUGCUUUGAGGUUAAUCAGUUUUGCGAUAAAGAAAUGACAAUUUUAUAAAGGCUACAAGGGCUAUGUCUAUUCUGUUGCAUUUAACAAAGCUUGUAAAUGAUGAUAGAACUCAUUCUUUGGCAAGGGUAAAUGUGAGGUGAGGGGACCAGGGCUUCCAUUCAGAAUUUAAAAAUGGGAGUCUGAACAUCCUCACAGUCCAUAUUGUUUUUCAUUUAAGUGAUGGUUUAAGUCUUUCGAACCCCACAAUUUGUUCCAUUAUUUUCCAACUAUUGUGUAAAAAAAUCAAAUCACUUGUUACUUUAAUUUGCAAUUUCGCAAUUUUAUAUUAUAAUAAAUCAUUUUACUUCAAGACUGAUUGAAAAUGUUACCAUAAAAGUAAUAUUGACACCAGGUUUUGAUGUUUUGAAUUUCUAAGCAUACAACUUUGGAAGUUUUCUCCAAAAUUAUUGAAUUUUUUCAUACUUCCAAAGAAUCUAUUUUGGAUGAUUUAGUUCAUUUUUAGAGAGAAAUAUACUUCCAAACUACUUUAAAUGGAAGCCCUUGGAGAAAUUUUUGUCAGUUGAUGCUGUGUUUUAACAGUACAACAAGAAGAUCAAUAGUUAUUGCCCUUUCAGGCUAGAUAAAUGUACAUGUGAACCACCGAAAGUAUGUUUGUAAUUAUAAUAUUACUGCUAAUACAACUGUACUUAUAAAGGUACAUGUAAAUAACAUUGAAAUGUAAAAAAUAUGUUCUUUAUAUAUAGUACAUUCAGAUAUUAAACAUUAAAUAUAUGCACAUGUAUCUACGUUCAUCAUUACUACAUUACCAAGAGUUAUGGAUUUGAAAAAUUAUCUUUACGCUGCACUCUCACAGGUUGGAAAACUGCCGAAAACUCAAAAUUUCUUAAGCGUAAGUAAUGCUUUUAGCCAUAAAACAUCAUUCUUCGACCUUCAAUAUGAAAUCUGCAAUCUGAUCUUUUGUCAGUGUAAUUAUAUCACUGGUUGUCAGACAUCUACACAAAAAUUGGCUCAUUCCAAGACAAAAAAUAAAAAAGUUUUCAAAAUGGUCAAUCUGUGAGAUUGCUGCUUUAAGAUUACAGCUCUACUCAUUUGUAAGACACCAUGUUAUAAUUGUAAAUGUACCGUAUGACAACAGGAUAAUGUACAAAGUCUUAAAAGUCUAAUAACAUAAAAACUGUCAGGUAGCUUUCUGAGACUUAAAGCUGCACUCUCACUGAGCCAAUUUUUACUCAGAUUUCUGAAAACCAGUAAUAUAAGAUUGCUGACAAAGGAUCAGAUCGCAGUUUUUCAUAUUUAUGUUCAAAAUUUGUUUAUGCCGAAAUACUCAGUUUUCUUAAAGCAUUAGAAACACUCUGAAGCCUCAUAUUUUUCAAACAUGAAUAUUAAAAACUGUAAUCUGAUAUUUUGUCACCAGUCUUUAUAAUAUUAUUGGUAUGAGAUAUUUUCACACGGAUUGGUUCAUUUCUUGAAAAAAAACUACUGUUGUUAAAACAGUCAAUCUGUAUGAGUGCAGCUUUAAUAUUAGUUUGAGCAGCAUUUUAUUAAAAAAAAAUAUUCUUUUUGAUACUAAAUUAUUGUCAGAUCUCUGUUACAGGAACAAAAAUGAUGAUUGGGUUUGAACAGUGUAAAUUAUUAGUUUGUUUUUAUAGUAACAGUGUUUUGAAAUUUGUGUUAUUUAAUUAUAAUUUAUUUUUCAAUAUUUUGUACUAAUGAUGCUGCUACAUUUACAUAUACCCGGUAGUAGUAUGUUUGUUUAUCAGUCCAAGUUAAUUAUGUUGUUGUUCUCAUUUUAAGUAAUAUAUGAUAAUAAGUCCACCGAUUCUACAAAGUAUUUUUAAUGAAAUCCAUCGAUUUGAUAAUUCUACAAGUUUUGUACUUUUGUUAUAACAUUUGUUAUGUCAAGAAAUUUUACAAUUUCUACAACCUACAGGUAGUAAUGUAUAGUUAUCUUACAUUUUAGAUAUUGUGUUCAACUGAUAUAAUGUUUCCAAAGACUUAAGCAUAUACGAUUUCUUCCCUUUGUCCUUGUCCAGUUUGAUAAUUAUGAGUAAUAAUGUGUCAGUGCUUGUGGAACUUAAGAAUUAAUUAAGGCUUCCUUAAAGAAUUUGAAAUUGGAAGUAUGAACUUCCUGUCCACCUUUCUGUGGAAGUUUUUCACUAAAAUGUGGAAGUUUUUGUCUCGAUUACAGUAUUUUUUCCUCUAUUUUCUGACUAGUAUGUUAAAAAUCAAAUAGUUUGCAACCGUUACUGUGCAUAACUUGCCAAAUUCACAUAUUUCUAUUGUAAUAAAUCAUUCUCCAUGAAGACUGACCAUAAAAGAUAAAAAGUAAUAUUGACACCAGGUUUGAUAUUUUAAACUUCCAAGCUUUUUACUUUGGAAGUUGUUUUUUUUCAAAAUUUUAAGUAUAGAAGUUUUUGUAUUUCCAAGUUUCAAGGGAUCAAUUUUGGAAGUUUUAGCCCAUUUCCAGGGAGUAAUAGACUUUCAAACUUCCUUUAACAGAAGCCCUGAUUAAAAGAAAUGUUGUUUUUGCCAAAGUUCAGUUCAUAAUUGAAUAUUUACUAGUCAAAGAGGUAUGAACAAAAAAAAUCACAUGUAUAUACAAGCCUACCCAAGACAAUCUUUUGUUACAAAUGUUAAUCGGUUUAAUCCAGUACAGCAAAAUAGGCAAUUUAAAUUAAAUAGCUUUACAAUACUUUAAAUGCAUUUAUAUUGGUGCUACAGUUCGAAUUAUGGCUUAGCAUGGCUUAGUGGUGAGAUUAUAGGUUUUCAGUAAUAAAAACAUUGUUUUACAUUGUUUCCAAUCCCUUUUAGAGCAACACACUAGAUGUUGUUUUUUUUGUGAUUUAAUCUUGUAUUUGUUUUGAAAAUAGUUGAUGGGUUGAUUGAUUGUAUUUGUAUAAAUAAAAAUAAGAAAAAAUAGAAUAAGAACAAAAGAGUACACGAUAUAAAGACAGAUACAAUGUAUAAGUUAAAUUGAAAAAAAUCCUAAAGAUUGAAGAGAUGAAUAAACAUGUUAAAAGUGCAGAUUUAAGUUUAUUUGGCAGAAUGUUAAACCAUUAUAUGCUAGGGAUUGCACAAACAACAUUCUACAUGAUUAAAACGAUAAGAUUUAACAACUUUACCCAUUACACCAUUACCACUAUUGAUAGCAAAAUGCUUGAACAAAAGUGAACUGCUUUACCCAUUUAUACAAUAAAUGCAUUUAUUGGAAAAAUAAUGACUUAUAUCUGCUUUAACUGUCAUCAUGCGUAUCAUUUUUUCAUGCAUUUCCUGUUAUCAUGGGAGGACUGUACCUAGUCGUAGCUGUAAUUAUGCAUUUUAGUUGUUAUACAAUAUAAUUUAUGAUCAUACUUAAAUAUACAGUUAUAUGUUGUUUAGUUAUAUACAAUAAAUAUGUGUAAA
Molecule: messenger RNA, 7105 nt
Organism: Mya arenaria
Lineage: Eukaryota; Metazoa; Mollusca; Bivalvia; Myida; Myidae
Product: carbohydrate sulfotransferase 11-like
Exons: 4
Coding region: 10-1074 (354 amino acids)
Biological process (GO): carbohydrate biosynthetic process
Cellular component (GO): membrane
Molecular function (GO): sulfotransferase activity
Source: RefSeq, a predicted model, not a curated record